CUCUCUUCCCCUAAAGAGAGGCUGGGUCACCUGCCUAGUCGGGAUCGCUUUUGCUACCACCGAAUAGCAGGUCAUCCUCAGUUGGUCCUGUUAUCAAGCUAGGAGUAUUCCAACCUCUUUCCCCAAGGCCUACAGUAUUCUGGUGUUCAAUUCUGGCUUGAAUUUUGCUCACGUCAGAAAAGCCGCGUAUUCCGCAGGCGCUUUGGUCCCGAUUGGCACGGGUCAUUGAUUCCUGAACACGCUAUAGUCUUACCUGGCCUGAAUACGUCAAAGAGAGACAGUGAAAACGCCAUGGCUCCCUUUUCUUUUUCAGGUAGUAUGGUUGUGAGAACCCUUGAAUUCCGAGACACACGUUUCGCGGAUGCCGGACAUGGCUGGGUGAUAUUUUCCACUUAUCAGGCCUGGGUCAGGCUAGAGCCAGGAACAGUUUCUUGGAGCGGGACGACCCAACGCGGACAUGGGCCUUGUCUCCUAGGUCCUCAUGAAUCCGCUGUCAUCAUCGCUAGGCGCCUCACGGAGAGUUUAAGCGCACGGACACUCCGGACGUCCUUGGCAGCAGGUCUCCAUAGUCUUGAUGAUUCCCCAUUUUCGCGACGUGCAAUGAGAACAGUGCUUCAGCCGGGGUCUGAGCCGAUCGUCGCAGCCCGUCCUGAGCCUCUCCAUCUAUACGCACAAGCGCCAAAUAGUGCAGCUAGCAUUACGGAUGCAUUUUCCGAAAUCCAACCCUCCACUUUCGCACGAGACCCCCCUUCCGUAUCAACUGUCGGCUUCUUCAUUCAUUCACAUGUUCACGCUGUUACGCAGUGCCAUCUUCGC
Messenger RNA from Cantharellus anzutake, 816 nucleotides. RefSeq lists its product as uncharacterized. The annotation marks the transcript as partial. Lineage: Eukaryota; Fungi; Basidiomycota; Agaricomycetes; Cantharellales; Hydnaceae. The record is from RefSeq and is a predicted model, not a curated record. The transcript is spliced from 2 exons.